Juglans microcarpa x Juglans regia is the source of this 2007-nucleotide messenger RNA. RefSeq names its product BOI-related E3 ubiquitin-protein ligase 1-like. Gene Ontology annotation, molecular function: ubiquitin-protein transferase activity. The transcript has 2 exons. The record is from RefSeq and is a predicted model, not a curated record. Lineage: Eukaryota; Viridiplantae; Streptophyta; Magnoliopsida; Fagales; Juglandaceae. The coding region runs from base 963 to 1766 and encodes 267 amino acids.
UAAUUGAGCCCGGAUUGACGGUUGUUGGGCCCCUUAAGUGUCCACGUGGAUUUAAAAAAACCAUUUGUAAUCAAGAGGCCAGCAGUACUAUACAGUGUCCCACAUAUACAGUAGUCUUACGUGGAGUUUUGUCGUUUCUGAACGGACACAACAAAUAUGACAUUACGUAGAAUUCAAACUCCUUUAUCUUUUUGGCUAUUAUUCAGCCUUUCCCAAUGACCAAACUGACAAAAAUGACAAUUUCCUCCGAUUUCUGAAUCCGCUCCAUAACGUCUGACCCUAUCACGUCGCGAUUGAGUGAUUUCUCUUUCACCAACACCUCUCUCUCUCUCUCUCUCUCGAUGAAAAUCUCUGACUCGAGAGUUCUGUGACUCCCUGUCACAAAAUCUGCAUGUGUACGUCGUCGUUUGCGCGCCACCCCUGUAUCUCUCUCUCAUAAAUGCUAGUUAUUGGUUGCGAAGCGUUUGGGAGUUCACAAAAGAAGCUAGACUCUUUUCUGUCUUUUCUUCGAUUUUUUUUCCCCAUUUGAUUGCAAGUUAUUAAAAUCGUCAAUUUCUCAAAAACAAUUUAUAUUCUGCUUUUAGAUUCGUAAUUAAUUAUGUCCAUGCAAUCGAGUAAUUACCCGUAAAAAAUCCCAUUAAGCAAUGAUAAAUACAUAUUAUUAAUGCGUUUGUCAUUUUUCUACUCUAUAUAAACCACCCAUGCACGGGUUUUUUUCAAAGUGGUCUCUCUUUCGGUUAAACCAGAAACCACAGCAACAAAGGAGGCAAAGGUUAUGCCAAAUAAAGAGAGGAUCUAGAAAGAGAAAAGGUCAUGCAUCUUUUCUGAUAUAACUAGAACACGAUUCCUCUAGCUUUAAACCUACCUCAUCUCGUUUCACUUCUCCUCCCCUUUUUAAUGCACCCAUGAAAUAUGUGAAAAGAAGAGUACGUUUUGGUUUCUGUUCUUAAUUCUGGCGAUCGAUGGUUAGGAUGGCUGCUCAGGGACAGUUUUACCAAGAAACUACAGGUUUUCCCAUGACUGGCCAACAGGAUCCACCUUUUGGGUUUGUUGACGACUUUCGUUUUAGCCUUCCUCAACACAGUCAGUUUCCUCUUCAGCGGAGCACUCAAAAGUUGUGUAAUUUUGAUAGCAACGAAGGGGUUACAUCUUCUUCGAGUUGCAAUAGCUUCCCUCCAAUGGGCUUUUUUCAAUCUUUGGAUGCUCAGUUUAAGUUGGAGAGCCAGGAGAUAGACCACAUUCUUCAUUUACAGUACGAAAGGUUGAGACUAUCUCUGCACGAGCAAAGGAAGCAAGAACUCGCAGUCAUCUUGAGUACUAUAGAAUCGAAAACGUCGAGUUUGAUUAGGCAAAAAGAAGACGACUUGGCACGAGCAACAAUGAGAACAAUGGAGCUCCAAGAAUGCGUGAGAAAAGCCGAAACGGAUAGCGAAACAUGGCGAAGGAUUGCCAAAGCAAGCGAAGCCACGGUGAUAGAUCUAAACAACAGGCUCGAGCAGGUCAAAGAGAGAGUGGUUUUGGAGAGGAAUACAACCGAAGAUGCAGCGUCGUUUUGUGGUUCAUGUGAGAGAGAGGAUAUAGGACAAGUAGAGGCAAAAAGGAAUAGCAAAAGCAUGACUUGUAAGGGCUGCUACUCUCGUAGCUCGUGUGUUCUUUUUCUUCCUUGCAGACACCUCUGUUCCUGCAAGUAUUGUGAAGCUUUUCUUGAAUCUUGUCCCGUGUGUAACACUGUUAAGGACGAGAGCAUGGAGAUUUUCUUGGUCUAAAACAAGGAAGCACCGAACAAAAAAGGAAAAGCAAAAAGACCGAAGGAAAGGAAAAUGUUUGUGAGAAAGAACUCACACGUUGAUACGGAUACCUGUACCGUCAUCAUAUCAUAUUUUAUCGUUUUAUGUUUUCUCUACUUUUUUCCCGGGGUCCAAUAUCGGAUUCUUUUGUACUGCAACAGUUGUACAUGUAUCGAAAUGAUGAUGACAGUAUAGUAAAGAAUCUUCUCCUUUUUCCUCU